Pyrgilauda ruficollis (rufous-necked snowfinch) is the source of this 991-nucleotide messenger RNA. RefSeq names its product BCL2 antagonist/killer 1 (gene BAK1). NCBI's taxonomy places the organism in Eukaryota, Metazoa, Chordata, Aves, Passeriformes, Passeridae. Bases 141 to 779 code for a protein of 212 amino acids. Gene Ontology annotation, cellular component: mitochondrial outer membrane. Gene Ontology annotation, biological process: extrinsic apoptotic signaling pathway in absence of ligand; intrinsic apoptotic signaling pathway in response to DNA damage; regulation of apoptotic process. The record is from RefSeq and is a predicted model, not a curated record. The transcript has 6 exons. Gene Ontology annotation, molecular function: protein homodimerization activity; protein heterodimerization activity.
CGCGCGUUUCCUUUGCCCGCGGGGAGGCAGGAAGGGAGCGGCCGGAGGGAUGGAGCGGGUCCCGGCAGGGAUGCCGUAGCUCCCGGGAUAUCCCGACCCGCCGGGACGCGGUGAAGCUGCCAUUCCCAAACCUCUCUGCAAUGGCCUCAGGGAAUGAGGGGGACCCUCCGCAGGCACAGGGACGCCGGGGGAGCCACAGGCGCAGGCUCAGCUCAGAAGGCCGCGUGGCCGAGGAGGCCGAGGAGGUGUUCCGCAGCUACGCCUUCUACCGCUACCAGCAGGAGCGCCAGGAGCGCGGCGCGGAGCUGCCGCCCGACCCCGAGAUCGAGCAAAUCCAGCAGGACCUGGAGAGCACCGGCAGCCAGGUGGGGCAGCGCCUGGCCAUCAUCGGGGACGACAUCUACAGGCGCUACGACGCCGAGUUCCGCACCAUGCUGGAGAGCCUGCAGCCCACCCGCGACAACGCCUACGAGCACUUCACCAAAAUUGCCUCCAGCCUGUUCGAGAGUGGCAUCAACUGGGGCCGGGUGAUCGCCCUGCUGGCCUUUGGCUACCGCAUGGCCAUGCACGUGUGGCAGCGCGGCGUCAGCGGCUUCCUGCGCCGCAUCGCGCGCUACGUCGGCGACUUCAUGCUGCAGAACCGCAUCGCGCGCUGGAUCGCCCAGCAGGGAGGAUGGGAGGCCGUGCAGAACCUGGACAAUGUUUACGUGAAGUACGUGCUGGUGGCAGCCGUGGUGGUGGUGGUGCACCUGGUGCUGCGGCGCUUCCUCACCCCCUGACGGGGCACGGGGCACGGGGCCGGGGGGCUCCGAGCACCCCCUCCUCUGCUCCACACCCCCGGCACAGGGGGGACCCCAGGAACCUCCAGGAGACAGCAUGGCUUGGGGCUGGGACCCUCCUGCUGCAGGGCCUGGGGUCUCUGCACCCCCAGGACAGGACUGGGGAGAGGGGGGGCUCUGUUUGUUUUGUUUGGUGCCUCAAAAAGCUGCUG